Sitodiplosis mosellana (orange wheat blossom midge) is the source of this 3807-nucleotide messenger RNA. Its product is annotated as HMG box-containing protein 4-like. Lineage: Eukaryota; Metazoa; Arthropoda; Insecta; Diptera; Cecidomyiidae. The transcript has 2 exons. The record is from RefSeq and is a predicted model, not a curated record. The coding region runs from base 2466 to 3572 and encodes 368 amino acids.
CUACACAGGAAAACGAUGCCACAUUAAAGUUAGUAGUAUUUUCUUUAUUUAUCGUUGUUGAUUUUGUUGCCGAAUCGUCGCUUUUUUCUCUCUCUCCAUCUUUUUCGCUUCGUUUUCGAUUUUGCAAUGUUUCAAUAUACGUGUGCGUGCGGGAUGUUCUUAUUUUGUGAUCGCUUUAUUUAUUUAGUGUUGUUGUUUAGACGAUGCGCUUCAUUUUUUCCAUUUUAUUAUUUUCCACUUGCGGAUUUUUCCCCUAUGAGCAAUAAAUUUGCGAACGCAUUUCAGUCGAGCUGGAUUAAAUGUAAAAUCGAUGCUAUAAUGUUGCAAUUUAUAAAAGCGCUGAGCACAGCGCACUGUGCAGUCGAUGCAUGUUGUGUACGGCAGCGAAUAGUUUUAGAUCCUUCGUAACUACAUUGCAAAGAUAAACCUGCCAACGGAAUGUACACCGAAUAAAAUCAAAUGUAAAAUCGAUGCUUCGUUGUGUGUGUGUGUUAAAAUAACACUGUUCAUCGAUUCGCUCUCUUCGCCCAUAAAAUUUCAGCAUUGUCGAUAUUUGCCCAUUUCGUCUUGCUUACGUUCCCGUUACAACUGCAGAAAGAAAAACAAGAAAUUUUCAAUCUUUCAUGUUCGAAAUUCGAAUGAUGGUUUCUGUUUUCAUGUUGAAAUUUAAAUGUUGCAACUAUGUGUGUACUGUUGUUGUCUGUAAAUUGUUCGUUGGAAAACGGUUUGGAUAAUUCGAAAAAAGGAAGAAACCCGUUUUCGACUGGUUGUUAUUUGUGCGAAGCAUGAGGAAGAACGGGUAACGAAAUGAUAUGAAAAAUUUUGGCAACGAAUAAACAGAAGCCAUUGUACAAAUUGAAAAUUAAAUUCCGUUGCAUGAUAUUCCUCAUGUUGGGUUUUGAAGGCGGAACCAAUUCUUCCCUGUUUGUGUGUUUUAAUUCAAGUUUCAAACGACUGCCAAUGCACAAUGAUGCUUCCACAUCUUGUGCGUGUUCAACAGCAUAUGCUAUAUGCUAUAUGCUAUAUGAACAACGCACAUUUGGCUUCAACUCAUUGAGAGCGGGAGGUAGAGAGUGGGAAAAAGUCGUAAAUGCGAGUUUUUUGACAAUGAAACACAAUCGUAAAACAAACGAAUCGUCCAUAAAUUUUUAUAAACCAAUUUAAAUUCUAUAUCUAUCUGGAAUGGUGGAGUGAUGAAUCCUCUCCACCAGGAUUCGCGUGUGCGCUUAUUGUUAUAUACGAUUUCAUUUGGAUUUGGAGGAUAUGCUGUACCACAGUAGCAUUAGCCGGUGAUACCGUUUGAUAAUUAUAGUAAUUUCCAUUCAUCCGUAAUUUCAUUUGCUCACACACACACACACACGCGCAACACAAACAAUUCACACGCGAAAUUUUUCGGUUCGCAUCCAGACCGACAGCAAUGGUCUUCCGACACACACAGAAAGAACCCAGCGAAUGACUUUUACGCUCUGAAACAACAUCCAUAGGCAAUAUUGCGCUUGCUAACGAUGAACAUAUAUUACCAUUAUAAAUGCAACACGAUGUACUCUCAAACGAAUGUUUGUCAUUGCCCGACACAGGAGAGUAAAAGCGAAUCAUUUGAAAACGGAAAGCGAAGGGAAAAAAUCAUUUCGUUUGCCAUCUCGAACAACCAUUCGUGUUGAACCCAUUCAAGCGUUCAACUUCGGGGCUUUAAUUUCCUUUUGUUCGAUCCCAUUGUUCCCGUUGUUGUUGUUGUUGUUGUUGUUGUUGUGUUGAGUGUUGUUUGCAAAUUACAUCAAGCAAUUAUUCGGUGAGGCUUGAGCCGGGUAAAAUACACUUUUUUUCUUUUCAAUUCAUUUAGUUAAGUUAAGAAGAGGAAAAAAAAACUACGAGGUUUAACACAAAUGUGUGAUGCCAAUGGAACGGCUUUUUUCUACUCGAGCUUUCUCUUGUUUGCAAUUCAGUUGCGUCGGAAAUCGGACAAUGUGAGUGGAAGCGCAAUAGUGCAGAAAACAAGAUAACGUGAUCAAUGUGAGGUGAAUUGUUGUAGGUUAUGCAUUCACACUGAUGCAAAUGAAAUGUAAACUACCUGCUCCUUUCUCCAUACGUCAUCCGUACCAUAUGUAGAUUGUCACUCUUUCGGGUGGAGACUUAAAAAAACCGUGCAUUAUUCAGCAUUUCAUAGUGCCACUGUUCGGCGUCGCUCAUUUGAAUGUGCACAAGUUAGACUGAUAGGCAACAUUGUAACACUUUUUAAUUAAACAGAUCAAUGUAGAAACAGAUCAAUUCACGAAUAUGGAAUGCUUGGAUUAUUACAAAUUGAAAUUGACGUCAUUUCCUUCGAAAAUUUUCGCUUCAAGUAUUCUGACAGAAUAUUGAAGUAAAUCGAUCAUAGUAAUUUUGGUUGAAAAAAGAUAAAAAAGAAAUUUCUGAGUUUUGUUACUUUCGUCGAUUGAAUGUUUGAAAUUGUGAGUUAAAUUUGCGAUAUGGCGGAUAUAAGGGAGUAUUUGCGGGAAUUGCUCAAGAGAGCUAUACCAGACCGGUCAGGAGAGAUCGUGAACUUUCGAGAGCUACGUAAUCUACUCGAAGUUUCGAUUGACGUUCGAACACAGCGAAAAAGUUCGACUUCCACGCAUCACGGCGCAGAAAGUGAUGAUGGGACUCAUUAUCUUUCCGAGGAUAAAGAACAAACGCCGACGAGUGAAGAAGAAGCACAAAAAAUGUUGAGCGAUGAAGAAAAACUGUCAUCGCUUUCGGACGAAAUGAUAAGUGAAGCAAGUACGCCGAAAAGUGAAAUUGAAAGUGAGACCAUUGGAGAAACAGAAGAAACGAAACAUAAUAUCACUCCAGUCCGGAGCAAAAUUGUUGAAAAUCAAGCGGAAGCUCUCAAAGAUGCAUCGAAACAGGGAAGUUCUGCAAAGGAUGAAGAAAAAUCAAGUUCAAAGGUUAAGCAGCCAAGUGUAAGAUCACAAAAAAGUGUAAAAUCCCCAAGAGAUUCUCAUAUUAAACCUCAAAAAGUGGAUUCGACAAGAUCUUCGAGAACUCAAUAUUCAAAAAAUCAAGCGUCAAAAACUGAAAUGCCAAAAACGUCAAAAACAAAGCCAUCGAAAACUGAACAUUCAAAAGAGGAUGCCCAUAAAGAUCAAUCUCAUAAAAAAAUUGAACCGACGAGUCCAGUGGAAUCAAUGGAUGAAAAAUACGAUAGUUUAUCCGAAAUAGAGUCGCCAAUAAGUUCAGGUAUGGAAACACCAAUAGCACCGGAAUCACACACUCCUCUCACAGGAAAAGAAUCUGCGAUGACAAGUUCUGGCGAAGAGGGCAAAGAACGCGAAACACAUACAAGUGAGGAGGCGAGUUCAAGUAGCCAUCACAUACCGAAGAAUGAUCAAAAGGCUGGCGCAAGCGGUACAACCGAUAAAAAGAAACCGCCUAUGGAUGGCGACAGAAAACGAUUUUACUGUGACGACGGCGAAUUGUUGUUGGUUGUGAGAAUGCCAAAGGAUUUGGUGUGCAAUACAAGGGACCAAAGUGAAUUCACAUUCGAAUUGAGCGAAGAAGAUUUCCGAAGAGGUGAACGAGAGAAGGACACAUGAACGGAGAGUGGAUGAGAUAAAAAUAGACCAAUGAAAUGAUGAUACGAGUUUUAUAUCCACAUUCAAUGUUGUACCAAAAACUAAUUGCAAUUGAUUUUGACGCAAAAGUUUGUUCGAAAAAAAAUGGUUAUGUGAUAAGUUAAAGUUUUGUAUUGCUUCUGGACGAAAAUUAAGUCGCAUUUUUCUUUUUAUUGCCUAGACAAAGCGAAUCGAACAACGAACCGAUCGUUAUUAU